Molecule: messenger RNA, 1855 nt
Organism: Balaenoptera acutorostrata (minke whale)
Lineage: Eukaryota; Metazoa; Chordata; Mammalia; Artiodactyla; Balaenopteridae
Gene: TMEM86B
Product: transmembrane protein 86B
Exons: 3
Coding region: 778-1491 (237 amino acids)
Cellular component (GO): membrane
Source: RefSeq, a predicted model, not a curated record
CUCAGGCUGCGGAGCGCUUCCUGGAGGAGCUGAGCGCCGCCCGGCCUCACCCCCUGUCCACACACGCAGGCUCCGGGAGGUGUGGUGAGGGGGCUUCUAACCAGCCCCCUUCCAGCACCCCCUCACCUGCCCAGCGUGUUGCAGAAGCCAUGUCCCCGAGCCCUUUCCCCUUGGUGGAGCAGUGGUGGUUGGGGGCAGCCAACCAAGCCAGACAGGUGGGCGCCCAGCGGGCCCAUGUCUUCCAGCGGAAAGGUAAAGAACAUACCAGGUGCGCUGGCGGACAUGCGCGGGAAGCUUUCCCUGGAGCUGAGGGCCGGCACGGCCUCCUGGUUCGGCUCCUUCCUGUUGGUUCAGCAGGCGUUCGUGGUGGGGACUCCUGAGGGAAGGCAGGGCCGAGGACGGCGAGGGGAGGAGGGAGUCUCCCAACCUGUCCCUGGGCUCUGGCCCCCUGCCCUUCCCCCCGGCUCGUGGAGGGGAGGGCGUUGAGAUUCUGCACCCCGUUCCCUUCUGACCCGCCAGGCACAGCACAGUGGGAGGGGCGUUGGCAGCCCCGGCUCCCUAGGCGAGGGAGGAAGCCAGGGGCAGGGGGCUGUGGAGGAGGAGAGACCCCUGGGUCCCGGUGGGCACCUUAUCAGCGGGUGCCAGGCAGGGCCAUCCCCAGGGUGGGGGCAGCAUCUCCCUGGGCCCUGUUAUCAGUCCCGGAGUCCACAGGACGCUCCUCGGGUUAACGUGUAACCACACGCCAUCCCCUCCACCCUCAAAGCCACCGGUGCCCACAUGCAGGCCACUUGGGGUGGGUCGCACGUUGACAUGGACACCGGGAAAGCGGGGCUGCCUGGAAAACCUCGCUUUUCAGCUCAACAGGCGCAUGUGGGCAGGUGGCUGAGCCCGUUCUUCCUCACCUGUGCUGUCUACUUUCUCCUCUGGAGCCCUGAGAACCAGCCGUCCUGGGUCGGUGCCCUGAUCAAGUGCCUGCCCAUCCUCUACCUGGUGGUGUUCCUGUGGACUGUGUACCCCGGCGGGGGCUACAGCCUGCUCCUGCAGGGGGCCCUUCUGUGCUCAGCUGUGGGGGACUCCUGCCUCGUCUGGCCUGAGGCCUUCCUCCACGGCAUGGCUGCCUUCGCCGUGGCCCACCUGCUCUACCUCUGGGCCUUCGGCCUCACUCCCCUGAAGCCUAGCCUCCUGCUGCCUAUUCUCCUGGCUUCCGUCCCAUAUUAUGGCCUCCUGCUUGGGCACCUCCCGCCUGACAUGGUCCUGCCCCUGACAGCUUACUCCCUGGUCCUGGCCGCUAUGCUGUGGCGUGGCUUGGCCAGGGGCGGGAGUACCCGCUGGGGCGCCCUGCUCUUCACGCUUUCAGAUGCCGUGCUGGCCUGGAACAUCUUCGUCCAUCCCCUGCCCCAUGCCCACCUGGUGGUCAUGACCACCUAUUACGCUGCCCAGACCCUCAUCGCCCUGUCGGCCUUCCAGAGCCCCAGGCUCAAGUCCAACUGACUAGGGGCUGAGGCCGGCAGACGUCCACCCCCCUCCUCCCUCAAGGACCUGGGCCCCCACGACCAGUGAGGCCAGAGAAACACCCUUGGGGGUGAGAGCCAGGCCCCCAGACUCCCAUCUGCCGGUGCCAGUCUUAUCUGGAGACACAGAACUGUUUCUGGAAUUCCGAAUCCACCGCCACGUUCCCACUGCCUUCCCUCGGUUCCGAUUCCAAAUUCCAGGCCCCUCAACCAGACCCACGUUGGGCCCUCCCCAGCCCCCUGCCUGCUUCUGUAAUCCCACAUGGUCUCCAUGUGUGCCUGCCCCUUCCCUCUGGCCCUGAUCUAUUUUUCUGUUGCCUAAGUAAAGUGGGUGUUGAAAUGGU